GUUGCAGACCUCGACCGACCUUCACUCCGAGCGCGACAGCUCAGUAAGGACAAAGUGACGAUUAAGUAGAAGAUUACCCCUUCUACCAUCUCACAAAACAAUUCUUUGGUUUUACUCAAGUCGCACUCGUGCGCAUUCAUAGCCCAACAUGGCGGCUAAUAAGCAGGGCAAGAUGCAAAACCUCAUCAACUACCGGAUGAGAGUCACCCUCAAUGAUGGCCGACAGAUGACGGGACAGAUGCUCGCUUUCGAUAAGCACAUGAACCUUGUCCUCGCCGAUACAGAAGAAUUCCGUCGCGUCAAGCGCAAGUCCAAGCCCGCCGCCGGUUCGACCAACGCACCUCUUGUCGAAGCCGAAGAAAAGCGCACCCUGGGUCUUACCAUUGUUCGCGGUACACAUGUCGUCUCUUGCUCCGUUGAUGGACCUCCUCCCGCCGAUCCCUCUGCCCGACUUGGUACUGCUGGCCCUGGUGCAGCUGCCGCAGCUGCCACUCUCGCAGCUGGCCCUGGAAUUAGCAAACCCGCUGGACGUGGUCUGCCGGUUGGUCUGGGAGGCCCUGCUGCGGGUGUUGGUGGCCCUCCCCCGCCGCCCGGCGGUUUCCCUGGUUUCCCUCCUGGUGGUGGUUUCCCUGGAGUUCCCCCUCCGGGCUUCGCUGGUCGUGGUGGUGCCCCUGGUGGACCUCCUGGCUUCGCUCCUCCCCCGGGAUUCGCGCCUCAGGGUGCUCCUCCGGGUGCUUUCCAACCCCCACCGGGAUUCCAGCCCCCUGGACAGGGCCGCGGAUUCCCUCCACCCGGCUUUGGUGGACGGUGAUUUGAUAGUAUGUGCAGCAGCAUGAUGGCUUGCAACCUGGCCAUGACACCGGCAUGGCAGAUACUUCGAACUACGAAUCAAGCGAACAAUAUUCACUUCCCAUUAGUCGCCUAUUUGACGAACCUCAGACGAAUAGGCAUAGCACCCCGAGUUUUACCAGGCAAAGGCGUUGCGGCGUGUGCGGAUGCAGGGAAUGCCCUGACAAAAGAAAAGGUCGACCGAAAUAAGGAUAGGACCGACAGAAGUAAUGCUAGAUGUAUUUCG
Aspergillus costaricaensis CBS 115574 is the source of this 1075-nucleotide messenger RNA. RefSeq names its product small nuclear ribonucleoprotein-associated protein. Gene Ontology annotation, biological process: mRNA splicing, via spliceosome. The coding region runs from base 149 to 811 and encodes 220 amino acids. Gene Ontology annotation, molecular function: RNA binding. The record is from RefSeq and is a predicted model, not a curated record. Lineage: Eukaryota; Fungi; Ascomycota; Eurotiomycetes; Eurotiales; Aspergillaceae. Gene Ontology annotation, cellular component: U2 snRNP; catalytic step 2 spliceosome; U5 snRNP. The transcript is spliced from 6 exons.